Brassica oleracea var. oleracea is the source of this 2628-nucleotide messenger RNA. Its product is annotated as probable beta-1,3-galactosyltransferase 20. Lineage: Eukaryota; Viridiplantae; Streptophyta; Magnoliopsida; Brassicales; Brassicaceae. Gene Ontology annotation, cellular component: Golgi membrane. The transcript has 7 exons. The record is from RefSeq and is a predicted model, not a curated record. Gene Ontology annotation, molecular function: galactosyltransferase activity; carbohydrate binding. Bases 378 to 2456 code for a protein of 692 amino acids.
UUUUGAAUUUAAAAAUGAAAAAGGUUCUUCCUUUUGAUUUCUCCUUCAUCCUCUUUUAGUGGGUUUCGUUCUCCUCUGUAAGAGUUUGCUUCUAUCCCUAGAUUCAAGGAGACAAAACCGCUAAAAUCAGAUUGAAGAUUUGCUUUGCUUCAUUGGGAGGGUUUAGAGUUGGUGACUUUCUCUCUGUUUCUUCUUCUUCUUCUGCCAAAAGAGGGCUUUUUUUUAUUUGAAAGACUGGGUUGAUUUGUUUCGGUUUCGUGGACUCUUAUCAAUCUUCAGAUCGUGCAAAGCUUUAACCUUUACUCUAGGGUUUUGGGUCUUUCUCUUUUUACAGGUUAUAUGAAUCUCAGUUUAUUGUUUGAAUGUAACUUGUUCUUAUGAGCCUUGUAACAAUGAAACGGGUAAAAAGCGAAUCUUUCAGAGGUGUGUAUAGUCCCAGCAGGAGGUUCAAGUUGUCACAUUUGUUGCUGGCUACAGCAGGUUUUUACUUGGUUUUCUUAGCGUUUAAGUUCCCACGUUUCAUCGAGAUGGUCGCUAUGUUAGGUGGAGACACUGGUUUAGAUGGGACGUUAAGGGAUACUGCAGAUGUUAGUUUAAGCGGGUCAUUACGCAGUGACAUGUUGGAUAGGAAGCUAGAAGAUGAGGAGAGUCAACAUGGGCCUACUUCUACUGCUCAGAAGUGGCCACCACCAGAAGAGAAGAAGAUGAAUGAGUCUAAACCAGUUAAGCAGGUUCCGUUUCGGUACGGUAGAAUAUCAGGAGAGAUCAUGAGACGUAGGAACAGAACUAAGCACAUGUCUCCUUUUGAAAAAAUGGCUGAUGAGGCUUGGAUGCUUGGAUCCAAAGCAUGGGAAGAUUUGGAUACGUUUGAGAUGGAGAACAUUGAAGAGAGUUCUGUGAACGAAGGAGUGGUGGAAUCAUCAUGCCCUUCUCAGAUCUCAAUGAGUGGAGAUGACUUGAAUAAAGCUGAUAGGAUCAUGUUGCUUCCCUGUGGUCUUGUUGUGGGUUCUUCUAUUACAAUCCUCGGAACUCCACAGUACGCACAUGAAGAAUCUGUUCCGCAGCGUUCGAGGUUCACAAGAGGUGAUGGGAUGGUUCUGGUUUCGCAGUUUAUGGUUGAGUUGCAAGGGCUGAAGACAGGAGACGGGGAGUAUCCUCCUAAGAUUCUUCAUCUCAACCCGAGGAUCAAAGGUGAUUGGAGUCACAGGCCGGUCAUUGAACAUAAUACUUGUUAUAGAAUGCAGUGGGGGGUUGCUCAGAGAUGUGAUGGGACUCCAUCCAAGAAGGACGCAGACAUGCUUGUUGACGGAUUCAGAAGAUGUGAGAAGUGGACGAAGAAUGACAACACUGACAUGGUGGACUCAAAGGAGUCCAAGACAACUUCUUGGUUCAAACGGUUUAUAGGACGUGAACAGAAACCAGAAGUCACUUGGUCAUUCCCUUUUGCGGAAGGAAGAGUCUUUGUCCUAACUCUGAGAGCUGGAAUCGACGGUUUUCACAUAAAUGUUGGAGGAAGGCAUGUGACAUCAUUCCCUUAUCGACCGGGAUUCACUAUAGAGGAUGCCACAGGGCUGGCGAUAACAGGAGAUGUUGAUAUUCAUUCUGUUCAUGCUACUUCUCUUUCAACAUCACAUCCAAGUCUCUCGCCUCAGAAAGCAAUAGAAUUUUCUCCAGAGUGGAAAGCUCCUCCAUUGCCCGGCACUCCUUUUCGCCUUUUCAUCGGUGUUCUAUCAGCAACUAAGCAUUUUUCGGAGCGCAUGGCAGUGAGAAAGACAUGGAUGCAGCAUCCUUCUAUCAAGUCUUCACAUGUAGUAGCCAGAUUCUUUGUUGCACUUCAUCCAAGAAAGGAAGUUAAUGCAAUGCUGAAGAAAGAGGCUGAAUAUUUUGGAGAUAUUGUGAUUCUUCCCUUUAUGGAUCGCUACGAGCUAGUGGUCCUCAAGACAAUUGCUAUUUGUGAAUUUGGGGUCCAGAAUGUGACAGCUCCUUACAUAAUGAAAUGUGACGAUGACACAUUCAUCAGAGUGGAAUCAAUCUUGAAACAAAUCGAUGGAGUCCUUCUGGAACAAUCUCUCUAUAUGGGCAAUCUAAAUCUUCGGCAUCGUCCUCUUAGAACUGGCAAGUGGGCAGUUACAUGGGAGGAGUGGCCAGAAUCUAUAUAUCCUCCUUACGCCAAUGGACCUGGAUACAUAAUUUCAAGCAACAUUGCUAAAUAUAUAGUUUCUCAGAAUUCGAAACAAAAGCUUAGGUUGUUCAAGAUGGAAGAUGUGAGCAUGGGAAUGUGGGUGGAGCAAUUCAACGCCACGAUGCAGCCUGUGGAGUAUUCACACAGUUGGAAGUUUUGUCAAUACGGGUGCACUCUGAACUACUACACUGCACAUUACCAGUCUCCUAGUCAGAUGAUCUGCCUGUGGAAUAAUUUGUUGAAAGGACGAGCUCAAUGCUGCAAUUUCAGAUGACCAAAAGAUUCCACUAGUCAGGAGAUUUUACAUGAUUACAGAUUUGAAACCUCUUUUUGUAUUUUUCCUCGUUGGUGCUAAUUGUGGUACACUUGCACAAUCGGGAUAACUGUUUGUUGUUGUACAUUUGGUGUCAAGUAAUCUCAGAAAGAGUUAAAGGCAUUAAACCUAA